GGACAGUCAGACACAAACAGCUGGACAGUCAGACACAAACAGCUGGACAGUCAGACACAAACAGCUGGACAGACAGACACAAACAGCUGGACAGUCAGACAGAUACGAGCUCCUAAGAAUGUUAGCUAGUCUCUUUAUACCCGGUAACAGAAACAAGUGAACUUUUAAAACAUGACAACAGGUUGAGAAGACGCUGGUAAAGACUGGACUUACUGCUGUGAGGAGCUGAAGGUGUGUGCAGGAGACGAGACAACACUUGAGUCAGUGAGACAGAAAGAGAGGAUGAAGAGUGAAAAAAGGACAAGACACCUGAUGAAAAGCGAAGUCAGAGUCCAGGUGGAGAGGGGCGGAGUCAGACAGGCCGUCAGAGGAGUACUGAACAGGUCAGCAGGACGCUCUGGCCUCAGCAGCUGGAGGAAGGUGAGAGGUCACCUGCUGGCGGGGGGGCGGAGCCUCGUGCCGUUUGUCUCCGGGCUGCUGCUGGCGUCGCUGUACGGAGUCACGGCUCUCUUCCUGCAGAGACAGCCGCUGUGGCUGUGCGUCUACACCACGCUGGCCUUGGCCGUCCUGGCCGCCUUCGGUAUGGGUCUGUCAGCCGGCGUCCGGGCCGACGUCUUGGUCCUGCUGCCCUCACUGUGCUCGGCUCACGGCAGGAACUUCCUCCUCUUCCUGUUUGCCUCGGCGCUGCUGUCUGGUCCUCUCUCCAACACGUUAGAAAACACGGAGCGAGCCGCCGCCAGUCUGCUGUGUGGAGCCGAGCUGGCAGCCAAUCAGACGCAGGAACUGAUGCAGAGAGCAGCCACGCCCCUUUACUCCGUGUUGGACAGAAUCAGAGAGAUCUGCAGUAACGUUCACUCUGUGGCAGGAAGAGUCCAGAACCUCAUCCAGUCUCUGAGCGACAGCGUCCGCCAUGUUGCUCGCACUCUGAGGAACGUCCUCCACUUCCUGGUUGACAUCGGUGACGUGUGUAACGCCAAGCUGGGCUCUCCGUACAGGAAGUGCCGGGCGGUGUUCGCCGAGGCUCGCGCCGACUGCUCCGACCUGCUGGGAGAGUUCAACUUCCUGUGUGACAUCGUGGACGGCUUCCUGCCGCUCUGCAACCUCGCCCGCGCCGGCGAGCUCUUCUGCAUCAUCCCCUCCUACAUCGCCAGCCAUCUGAAAAAACGCCUGGCAGCUCCCACCGUUGCAGCGUUCGAGCGAAUGAAGCGGGAGUUUGACUUCAACAUCGCGGCCUCGGCGACCUUUGACCUGGACACCAACAGCAGCCGCUCUCUGCAGCAGGUGUCUCAGGACAUCAUGGAGGAAGUUUCAUCCCAGCUGCAGGUGCUUCAGAAGCUGAGCGAACCGCUGGCGUACGGCGGCCUCGUCCUGCUCGCCUGCUCCUUCCUGAGGGCGGUGUGGUACAGACGCAGGUAUCUCCACGAGGUUGACUUUGAUAACGUCUACAUCAGCGCUCAGUUUGAAGAGCUCGACCAACAGGUGACCUCAGGGGGCGGAGCCUCAGUCCUGCCAAUCACACGCAGAGAGGCCAAGAUCUACAUCACACCAAUGUCGUUUUACCUGACGACCCAAGAGCGGCAGGCAGUGAUGGUGGGCGUGGCCUCGGUCUUCAGACACCUGGUGAUUGGCGGGCUGCUGGUGGCGCUGGACUUCCUGGUGUUCUGGAUGCUGGAUCAGGUGCACCACCAAGUGAAGGGGGACGUAGUGGCCAGAGCUCCGGUCGUGGUGGCGGUGCAGGUGAACGGAUCGGGUUAUGCCUCCGAGAUCUUCAGAGACGUGGUGGCCUCGUUUAACGUCCUGCAGGGAAGAAACAUCACAGUGAUCAGCAGGAAGUGUCUGCUGGAGCCGUCAGAGCCGAACUACACCACGUGUUUCGUCCUAGGGUUCCUGCUGGGUCUGGCUCUGCUGGUCUCUCUGACCGGAGGAUUCGUGCAGCGCUGCAGACGACUCGUCUGUGCUUCAUAUCAUCCAGAGAGAGAGCUGGAGAGGAUCUGGUUCCUCCGGCACCAGAUCCUGGAUCAGAGGAGGAUGGUGGGGAAAGCCCUGAGGAGGUCUGCAGCCAGGAGCCGAGCUGACCGAGGAGGAGGAGGAGGAGGAGGAGGAGGAAGGAGUCGCCUCCAAACGCUCCUGCUGCGGUUACCUGGAGGCGUUCACCUGUCUCACCUGCUGGGUCUGUCAUCAGUCAGCUGUCUGACUUGUGGUGAGGCGGUGAGACAGGAGGAGGACAACAUGGCCGCCUGUGACGUCCCACAGUGUUCAGGCCUGUACUGUCGGCCAUGUUUUCAGAGUUUAGGAAACACAUGUGUCGUCUGUAUGCGACCUCUGACCUUCCAGGAAGACGGCGAGGAGGAGCUUGACUCCAGCGAUGACGAGCAGCUGAGUUUGUGGUCUGCAGCUCUGAACUCGACUCACGUCACCGACCGCAGCGCCAGGAAACUGAUGAAGAGGACGAUCUCCAUGGCAACGCGCCGAAGACCGACCGAACGCUCAAACAGCCGAGUCGGAACAGCAAACGAUGGAGCAGAAAGCGACAGCAGCGGCCACUCUGACUCUGAGCUCAGUGAAGCAGACAUGACGUACCAGGACCGAUCCGGGUCAGACGACAGCGACGCCUCCUUCUACUCCAUCACCGCUGCGAAAACCUGCGGCCUCCAGGACCAGACCCUCCAAACAGUCAUCAUACACACACCUGACCUCCAGGACCCUCCGGGACUCUCCAGGACCCUCCAGGACCCUCCAGGACCCAGUCCCCAGGAUCCUGAUUCAGAACUGUCUGUCAGUUUGAGCAGAGGUUUCAUUUUGUAAUUAAAGUUUUUAAAGCAUGAAA
Messenger RNA from Siniperca chuatsi (mandarin fish), 2827 nucleotides. It is a transcript of the gene dcst2, whose product is annotated as DC-STAMP domain containing 2. The record is from RefSeq and is a predicted model, not a curated record. Lineage: Eukaryota; Metazoa; Chordata; Actinopteri; Centrarchiformes; Sinipercidae. The transcript is spliced from 17 exons. Bases 283 to 2805 code for a protein of 840 amino acids. Gene Ontology annotation, cellular component: membrane.